Molecule: messenger RNA, 3767 nt
Organism: Osmerus eperlanus (European smelt)
Lineage: Eukaryota; Metazoa; Chordata; Actinopteri; Osmeriformes; Osmeridae
Gene: ankrd24
Product: ankyrin repeat domain 24
Exons: 22
Coding region: 298-3690 (1130 amino acids)
Molecular function (GO): protein binding
Source: RefSeq, a predicted model, not a curated record
AUCCUGUAGUCUUAGAUGAGCUCAGACAUUGUCCUUAACCAGUUCAUAUAACAUACUCGUAUUCAGAAUUCUGCGGUAUGUAAUGUGUCACUUCACCUUAGCCAAUCAUUAACUGAUCCGGCGACUUGCGCAUAAUUGAUUGGUGGUUCUGCAGUAGGGGCAGGUACCUCUCCAAACCGGACAGGCAUCAGUGAAACUGCUGCCGUUACCGGCUCAUGGGACCGAGAAACACCCCUGCUAUAACCUCUUACUUCAGAGCCUGCCUUUUGGCAGAGCACCAACAGACACCAGCAAGCCAUGUGGAGUCUGAAGGCAAAAUUCAAAAAGAAUGAGAGCCAGGACUGGAGUAAGAGUGAUGAGCGUUUGCUCCAGGCGGUGGAACAGAACGAGCCCGAGAAGGUCGCGGCCUUGAUCAGCAAGAAGGGGCUGUGUCCCACCAAGCUGGACGUGGAGGGGAAGUCCGCGUUCCACGCCUGCGCGUCCCGGGGUCGACUGGACUGCCUGGAGGUCAUCCUCUCUCACGGUGUGGACGCCACCCUGCUAGACGGAGCAGGUUACAGCGCCCUUCACCUAGCAGCUAAGAACGGGCAUGCGGACUGCUUGAAAAGACUGUUACAGGAGAGAGUGCCAGUAGAUUGCACAGACAGCAGUGGUAGGACAGCCCUGCACCAUGCUGCUGUGAGUGGCUGCCUCCACUGCACAGAAACCCUGUGGGACUUCAAGGCCAGCCUGGACGUCCAGGAUGGGGAUGGAGCAACGCCUCUGAUUCUGGGGGCGCAGAUGAGCAGGGUGGAGCUGUGCGCCUUUCUGCUGGACCGGGGGGUCAGCGCCAACAUACAGGACAGCCAGGGCAGGUCAGCCCUGAUGCUGGCCUGCGAGAGUGACAGCGCCGAGACGGUGGAAGUGUUGCUAAGGGGCGGGGCCAAUCCUAAACUGGUCGACGCCCUCGGGCAAGACGCCGCCCACUACAGCUCAGCCACAGCCAAUCAGCGGAUCGCGCAGAUGCUGCAGAACGGAGGUCCAGGUAAGCCCUGGUGGUCUGACCAGGCCGGCGGCGCUCUGAAGGCCCAGUCCGGGAGCUCCUCUCUGGGGCUGUGGUGGUCUGGUGCCUCUCUGGUUCCCCCGGGACAUGAAUCCAUUCUGAUGGGCCUGGAGCCCCCUGCCCCCCCACCCCCGACGGGGGGCACCACGCCACGCAAGAGGAAGGCCCCCCCUCCCCCCCGCUCCCCUCCCCAGGGUAGCCCGCCCCGCCCGGACGAGUCCCCGGAGCCCCCUGCCCAGAGCCCGUCUCCCCUCCCCCGGUCCCCAGGCACGCAGCACCCCACCCAGGCCAGCCCUACGGAGGACGAGGAGGUCUUCGAGGAGAUCAGACGCCUGCGCCUGGAGAGAGGACGCCUGCUUCAGAAGAUCAAGGGGCUGGAGCAGCUGCAGCAGAGCGCCCUCUCUGCCCAGGAGGAGCUGUGCCAGGUGAAGGAGCGCCUCCAGCGGACGGAGGUGGAGAGAGACCGCCUGCAGGCGGAGCUGGAGGAGCUCAGGGCCGGCCAAUCGGACGGCAUGGAGGACAUGGACGAGAUGCUGGACUUCCCAGGCGCUGAGAUGCUGCUCUCCAGGAGGUCUAGAGAGCCGGACGAGGGCGCCUCCCAGGAGGGGCCGGACCCGGGCGCUCUGGGGGACCUACGCAGACAAGUAGAGGAGCUGACCUCACAGAACACGGAGCUGAAUCUCAAAGUGCAGAUGCUGGAGAUGUUUGAGAAGGACGACACUGACAUGCAGAGCUCCAGCUCCGACUUCGUCCCCAUGGCCCAGUACGAGUGCCUGAGGAAGGAGUUCCAAGCCCUGCAGGAGCGCUACUCCCAGUCCCAGGCCUCAGCCGACGCCUCCAGCACGGCGGGAGAGGAGGGGUGUGAGGAGGAGGCGGAGGGGGUGGAGGUGUUGAAGGAGAGGCUGGCAGGGCUGGAGGGGCAGCUGGCCUCCUCACAGACCGAGCUGGAGGAGCUGAGAGAGCAGAUGAGCCUGGGCGUGUUCUCUGUGGGGGAGGGGCCUGGGGCCGGGGGAGGGGAGGAGGGGGAGGCCCGGCAGCUGAGGGGGCGGGUGAAGGAGCUGGAGGCGGAGCUGGCGGAGAGGCGGGGGCAGGGGGAGGGGCAGAGCGCCGACAGCGGCGGCGAGGCGGCGCAGCUGCUGAGGGAGAGGGUGCGCGAGCUCCAGGCGGCGUUGGAGGAGAAGGAGGCGGCCAGGGGAGCGAGGCAGGGGGAGGAAGAGGAGACGGCCAGGGCCCUGAGGGCGAAGGUGAGCGAGCUGGAGGCGGCGCUGAGGGAGAGCAGGGGGUCCGGCAGGGCGGGGGAGGGGGAGCUGGCGAGCAGGCUGAGGGCGCGCGUGGGGGAGCUGGAGGCGGAGCUGGGGGAGAGCGUGCGGCGCUCGGAGCUGGACGAGGUGCGGGUCACCCUGGGGCUGCAGUGCGAGCAGCUGGCCGGGGAGAGGGCGGAGGCGGCGGCCAGGCUGAACGAGGCCCUGCUGGAGCUGGAGAGGGUGAGGCCGCCCGCCCUGCGCGAGGUGGAGGAGGAGGAGGAGGAGGAGGAGGAAGAGGAGGAGGAGGAGGAGGAGGAGCGCUCGGAGGGGUCGGAGCCCUCCAUGACCUCAGAGCGCUCCCUGAGGCUCCGCCACGGGCGCUCCCCGGCGGCGGUGAGGGAGGAGCUGGAGGUGGCCAGGCAGGACGCGGCGCAGGCCCUGGACUGCCUGUGUGCCGAGAGGGAGGGCCGCGCGCAGGACGCCCUCCAGUGGAAGGGCGCGGUACCGCUCUCCCAGCACCAGGAGGCGCUGAAGGCCGUGUCCCAGCAGCUGGCCCAGACGAUGCAGGAGCUGCAGGGGGAGGCGGCCCUGAGGGAGGGGGCGGAGGCCAAGGCCGCCAGCCUGGGGGCACAGCUCCAGACCCUGCAGGACUCCAUACCCAGGGAGGAGCAUGACAAGGUCAAGGCUGAUCUACAGCGCUGCCUGGAGGCCAGCGAGAGCAGCGCGGCGGCCGCCCGCGACGCCCUGAGUGACAAGGAGGCGGAGCUGAGGGAGCUGCGCUCCCAGAAGGCCGCGGAGCAGGGCGUGGUCUCCAAGGAGGACCACGAGGGCCAGCGCCUGGCGCUGCAGGCCGAGAUCAACACCAUCAGCGCAAGCUUCAACGACCUCACGCGCAAACACGAGAAGACCUGCACCGAGGUGUUCCAGGUGCAGCGCGAGGCCCUGUUCAACAAGAGCGAGCGUCAGGUGGCCGAGGCCCAGCUGGCGGCGGCGCAGCAGCAGCUGGCAGACCUGCAGGCCCAGUCCAGCCACGUCCAGCAGCUGCACAAAGACAUGCAGGACUCCCAGGGCCUGGUCAAGGAGAAGGACCGCAAGAUAACCGAGCUGUCUAAGGAGGUGUUUCGUCUGAAGGAGGCUCUGGGUGCUCUGUCUCCACCCUUGGGCCUGUCCUCCACCUCCUCCUCCACCUCCUCGCCCCAGGUCAACCCUGGCCAGCAGAUGGCGCUGCAGAACAGGGUGUCGGCUCUCACCCAGCAGCUCCAGGACUGGGAGAGGAAGCACCGGCAGGUGGUAACAGUGUACCGCUCACACCUACUGGCUGCCGUACAGGGCCAGAUGGAUGAGGGCGUCCAGGCCUUGCUAUUACAGAUCCUGCGGAUGACACACAAAGACCAGGACCACUGACCCAGCCGUCCCUCAGACCUCGUCCCAACCCUCACCCUCUUGUCCCGGCCCGGAGACCAGGCCCGCCCGACACGUCC